AUGGAGCGCUCGCCAACACGACAACGGAGUGGAAGCAUCGAAUACCAAGCCGAGAUCAGCAAAAGUGGCCGACGAGGGACACAACUGCAGGACGAAGCCAAGAUGCACGAGGCACCAGAAGCAGGCGAACCUCGUAGUUCAGAGGGUCUCGAGAUGUCAAUCCUGUCAGACUCUGAAUCGAAUUCGGAUCACAGCGACGAGGAAGAUGAGGAGACCGGGUUGACACGUAAACGGCGAAKGCGAAGGCGAACUGGACACAACCUAAACCUCAUGUCCUCGGAGACCAUCACCGCCGACAAGGAAGCAGAGGAAAAGCUGGCAACGGCCACUAUGGUCAAGAAUACUGUCAUAAACGUGCUUUUGAUUGCGCUUUGGUACACUUUCUCCAUCAGUAUAAGCGUGUACAAUAAGUGGAUGUUCUCUGCUGGAGACAAAGGUCUCGAUUUCCACUUUCCGCUCUUCACCACCGCUCUGCAUAUGGUCGUACAAUUCAGCCUCGCUUCCCUUGCCCUCUGGCUCUUCCCUCGCUUCCGUCCUCAAGCCGCUGCAGACGCCUACAACCUUGAGCAAUCCCAGAAACGCGCUCAGACAUACGCGGAUGAAGAGCACGUGAACAAGAAACCUUUGAUGACCAAGACUUUUUAUUUGACGCGUAUAACACCAUGCGGAACUGCGACUGCCCUGGACAUCGGUCUCGGAAACUUCUCCCUACGUUUCAUCUCCCUCACAUUCUUCACCAUGUGCAAGUCCUCCGUGCUAGCCUUCGUCCUGCUCUUUGCCUUCAUUUUCCGCCUCGAAAAACCCACCUGGCGCCUUUGCGGCAUCAUUAUCAUAAUGACGGCGGGCGUUAUCAUGAUGGUAGCGGGGGAAACAGCCUUCAAUGCCCUAGGUUUCGCCCUAGUCAUGAGCGCUUCAUUUUGUUCGGGGUUCAGAUGGAGUUUGACCCAGAUCCUACUUCUAAGGAAUCCCGCAACGAGCAACCCCUUCGCCAGCAUCUUCUUCCUCACGCCAACGAUGUUCGUCGCGCUCAUGAUCCUGGCUUUGCCGAUUGAGGGACCUUCUGCGCUUGGGUCAGGGAUUGYGACAUUGGUGGCAGCCAAAGGGGCGCUCUUGGGGUUCUCGAUACUCGUGUUCCCGGGAUGUCUAGCGUUUCUGAUGGUAUCGGUGGAGUUUGCACUGUUAAAACGGACAAGCGUAGUAACCCUCUCUGUCUGCGGCAUAUUCAAAGAGGUGUUGACCAUCUCUGCCGCGUCAGUGACGUUUGGAGAUGAGCUUUCGCCCAUCAAUAUCAGUGGGUUGAUCGUCACGAUCGCGAGCAUAGCAGGCUACAACUAUCUCAAGAUAAGUAAGAUGCGGAGCGAUGCUCGAAAGGAGGCGCACAAAAUACUGGAGGAAGAUGAUCCUGCUGGCGGGGGUGGCGGGAAAGUACGCAGAACAGACCAUGAGGUAGACAUGGAUGCCUUUGAGAUUGGCAGAGACAGCUCAUCAAGCGCAAGGGUGGGUUUGAUGCGUGACAGCUUGACGCUCGCGACGCAAGGCCCACCAGAUGCAGGCCCCAGAGAUCUGGACCGGUAUGGUGCUCCUACGGAAAGGCCCGAAAAUCUGGAGUGA
Messenger RNA from Ramularia collo-cygni, 1611 nucleotides. RefSeq names its product related to nucleotide-sugar transporter. Lineage: Eukaryota; Fungi; Ascomycota; Dothideomycetes; Mycosphaerellales; Mycosphaerellaceae. Bases 1 to 1611 code for a protein of 536 amino acids. Gene Ontology annotation, biological process: UDP-glucose transmembrane transport. The transcript is spliced from 2 exons. Gene Ontology annotation, cellular component: endoplasmic reticulum-Golgi intermediate compartment; Golgi apparatus; cis-Golgi network. The record is from RefSeq and is a predicted model, not a curated record. Gene Ontology annotation, molecular function: antiporter activity.